Peronospora belbahrii is the source of this 1800-nucleotide messenger RNA. The record is from the annotation of a GenBank genome assembly. Lineage: Eukaryota; Oomycota; Peronosporomycetes; Peronosporales; Peronosporaceae.
AUGAGCGUUGACGUCGCUGAUAUUCGUGCAGCCUUUGCAUCUUGCAACUUAGACAUCGAAGAAGAUGCAGCGAUUACGUGUGUAUCUAUUUGUACGGAGUUUGGCUUGAGUUCUGAAGACAUGGCAGCGCAAUGGGACGCCUAUUCCAUGAACCAACAGCUUUCUGGUGCAGCCAAUACCGACAGCCUCAAGCAUCGCCACUUCAAGACGCCCGUGGUCAAGCGCGAGGCAGUGAAUCAGGACAAACUCGAGUCGCUCUAUAACAUGAAGUCGCCCGAGGGAAAGCACGCACGCUCCUUCUCCAGCCCUGCGGGAAGCAAUAAGGUUCAGCGAACAAAUGGAAUGUUUUCUCCUUCAUCAUUGCAAUCUCCGCCUGGAAAUGCUUACGAGAACCGCACGGACGUUGGCAAGACCGUGUCCGAGUUUAACUCGCACUUAAAAAAGCAGAUCGAAGGACUAGGAACCAACAAGGGAUGUCCUGUUCAAGUUCUGACCGCCUUCCCGUCGCGCAACCAGUCACCCGGUGAAUUGUACAUGUACACGCCGUUGUUUCAGCGGGCCCUUGCUUUAGAUGAACAAUUGGCAGAGUACGAGGAGCUGGUAAAGAACAACUUCAAGCUUGACGAGCUCAAACCGGUUGGCGACCCUUCGCCGGCACAAGUAACUAUCGUGGGUAGAAUCGUGUGUGAGGCAGCUGAAGGUAAGCUGAACCCGAGCGUCGUCCAGAUUGAAGGGUCCAGGAAGACUUGCGGUGGUCAACGCGUACUCUUAGACUUGAGCGGAGUCCCCAACUUUCAGAUUUUCCCUGGCAAGAUUGUUGCGCUGGAAGGCGUUUUUCCCGAUACACGAUCCCCAAUGACAGUCAAGAGAUUCCUCGAGCCAAUUCCUGCACCUCUUUCUACAACUUCCACCGCACGUAUUAAAGAGAUCCAAAGUGAGCACGGGAUGCCAGUCCGAGUGCUUAUUGCCUGUGGUCCUUUUACGACUUCUAGUAAUGUGGACUACUUGCCGCUGAACGAUCUACUUCAAAUCGUCCUUGACCAAACGGUAGACGUACUCAUUCUUGUUGGUCCAUUUAUAGACUCUAUGCACCCAAUGUUCCAAGACGGUUUGGUCAAGUACGAUGGCAUGAUGCUUAGCUUUGAAGAUACAUUUGUGUUUAAAGUAAUGACGCUGCUGAACAACGUGCUUGCACGCGACGAACGGAUUCAGAUUGUCAUCGUUCCAUCCCUGAGAGAUGCCAAUCACCUAUACGUGUACCCCCAGCAUCCAUUAAACAAAAAGAAAGCAUGCGAAGCAUUUAAGGAUCCUGAAUAUGCAAAGCGCGUCCAUUUCAUGUCUAACCCAAGCACAUUCUCGAUUAAUGAGAUUGUGUUUGGAAUAUCUACGUUGGACGUCGUUGUGCAACUGAGUUCAAACGAGCUGUACAGAGCUCAAACUCGUGACCCAAACCGAUUGCUUCGGCUGUGUGAACAGGUCAUUGACCAGCGAAGCUACUACCCAAUAUUUCCUCCGCCACCGGGCAGUGAAGCACCCAUUGACUUGCGGUAUAUGAAGCAAUAUCAGUUUGAACAAACACCGGACGUUCUGUUGCUCCCGUCAAUUCUUAAUCGUUUUUGUGGGCGAGCGAAAGACUCGAUUUGCAUUAACCCCGGUCAGUUAUGCAAGGGCGAAUCAGGUGGUACCUUUGCGGAUAUUACCAUCCUCCCGUUGUCGACCGACAAGAUCAAGAGUGCAGUGAGUGACAAGUGUAUCCAUUUCGUACCAGAUCGAACGAUAGUCGAGAUCAAGCGCAUCUAG